This is a messenger RNA of Ictalurus furcatus (blue catfish), 3007 nucleotides long. RefSeq names its product cell surface glycoprotein CD200 receptor 1-A. The transcript has 7 exons. The record is from RefSeq and is a predicted model, not a curated record. Lineage: Eukaryota; Metazoa; Chordata; Actinopteri; Siluriformes; Ictaluridae. Bases 428 to 1450 code for a protein of 340 amino acids. Gene Ontology annotation, molecular function: signaling receptor activity. Gene Ontology annotation, biological process: regulation of neuroinflammatory response.
UGUCAUUUGUAGGAGCAGAAGUAUGAGAAAUGUAAAAAAAAAAAAAAAGUAAUGAAGGAGUGUACAAGAAGCACAUCACAGUGCUGAAGGCAGCAGAAGGAGGAGAGCUCAAAGAAACAGAAGGACAAACGCCAAGUACCACAAACGAUAAUUCCACGUCUUUUGAAAAACUACGGCCUUUGUGUUGCAUUUGUAAUUGUUGAGCUUUCUUAAGAGGAAAGAUAGAGAGAGGCAAGACUGAGAGUGAAAGACUUUUUUUGUGGUGGUGGCUCUUCUGACAUCACAUCAAGCACUUUGAAGUGAAUCAAAGGUUUUCUGAGGAGGGAAACAGACAAUAUAGUGUGUGACAGACAGGAAAGAAAGGACAAGAUAUAAGAAAAGAAGAAAAGAAGACAUAUUUCAUCGUUGGGAGAUCUGUUUCAGAGCCAUGGAGAGAAAAUUGGUCCUGAGAGCUGUCUUUCUCUUCGCUUUCUGUCUUACAAGAAGUCUUGCAUCAGGAGCAGAUGGCAGAGCAUCUCUUCAUGCUAACAAAACACUGCCCCGCUCUACUUCAACCAAUGAAAAACUUUCAGUUUUCAGGAAUGAGUCUGUUGAAUUGGGCAACACUGUCACCUUAAACUGUACCAAGACAAAGAUCGCAUGGGAUGACAUGAUUUUUGUCAUCUGGAAAAUUAAUUUGCGAGACAAAGAGUGUAUAAUUGCUGUGGCUCAAAAUGACUCAGACCACGACACCUGCCAAGAUGGGAAAAAGUUUGCCAUCACAUCAGAGGAAACCUACCAGCUGAUCAUCCCCAAUUUUUCUGUUAAAGAUGAAGGAACUUACACCUGUGACAUUUCGUACCAAUCAGGUGGUUGGUUGGAAAUUAUCAAGGUCUCUGCAUUUGCCCGUCCUAAACUAUCUGGCUGGCUGGAAUAUGAGCACGGACAUCCUGUCGCUGUGUGUGAAGCUACAGGCCAACCAAUAACCUCCAUCUACUGGGAAACACCAUGGAACUCAUCCUCUCCCAGCACACAAGCAUCUGGCACUACAGGGCAGGGUUCUACAGUGAUUAGCCGCUUACACCUUCCUCGACAUGCUCCUUAUAGAAAUCUCACUUGUGUGGCCACUGCCAGUGACCUCAAGCACACCAAGACUCGAUUUAGUAACUUCACAUUUAAAGAUGUACAUGUCAAAUGGCCCAUUGUUCUCGUGGGAGUUUGUGCCACCUGCUCCAUUGUAGCAAUUCUAACUGGACUCUACAUCAUGCGCAAAAAUCUCAUGCCAUUAAGCAUUUUUAGAAAGAUUUGCUGCAAACCAGACAUCCCUGCACCAAGUGAAGAAAAACCUCAACAGUUUCUUGGUGAUGACUAUUUUCAGCCCCAUGAUCCUGAAGAAUUGCAACCCUAUGCCAGUUACGUGCAAAGAGUGAACUCCAUCUACAACUCUUCAGCUGAACUCUUCAACGCGUGAAUCACUCCAGACUUACAUGAAUGCACAAAGACAUUUCUGAUAAAAGCAGAUCUCUGAUGUGCCUACGAUGUCAUGAGGUUUGCACUCGGGAAAUGCAUAUUCAUCAGUGCACACCUACUCUGUGGAUGAAAUUACACACGAGUACUAGUACUGCUGUUAAUGAGAGCUGAUGAAACCCUUUCAAAAGAACAUCCUCCAUUGUGCAGACUCUGAUGAGAGAAACACCAACCAGAGUGAGUCAAAGUGAAAGAAUGAGUGGAAACUGAAGGAUUGUCUCAUGAUUUGGAAAUGUUCUACUCUCAGUUCAAUUCACAAUAUAAAGAACCGUCAGUGAGAGCUGUAUAAUUAGGACUCAACUGGAACGAUGAAAGUGGAAUACGGGACAUUUUAAAAUAGAUUUUCUCCAAGUGAGACAUGUCAGUGUGGAAUUUGUUGUGUUCUUUCUCCAUGUGAGCUGGUGCAAUAUUCAGAAGACAAGCAGCCUGAUUAGUACUGUAGGUUUAAUCAAGGAAUCUUCUUAAGGAAACAUCUUUGUGUUACCUUAUCAGAAAGAGUUCAAACUGGAAACCUGUCACAGAGGUGCCAACAGUUGUAGCAUUUACAAAUUUUGGCUGCUUGCUACAGCGUUACAGGAGACACGUGCUUUUUCAGACAGAGUGCUUAAAAAAUUCUAUGGCAAAAAAAAAGCUAAUUCACUGAAGUUGAAAGUACAUGAGAUGUGAACAAUACUCGUUUAUUUUCGGUAGCGGUUACUUUCACUUCAUGACUUUAUCUAGAUCAAUUUUGACUUGUAAAUUCACAAGCUCGUCUUCUGAGUCUAUCAAGUGGGCGUGACAAUGGGCUCUUUGGUCAAAAGAUUUGAGGACUUUUUUUUCUUACUAUUGCUUUAGGAACAUCUAAAAAAACCCCUAGCAUCUCAUGCAAUGACGUAUCCAUGGGUUUUUGUAGUAAAAUUCAGGGGUAUUUUUUUUCCUUUCUGCCUGCUAUACUGCAAAAAAGGAUAUCUUAGCAAGUGAAAAUAUGGGCAAAUGUAGCUAAUAUAUAGGCAAAUGUAGCUAAUAUUUCUUAUUAUGCUAAUUAUACAUCAUCAGCCUGAUUUCAGAUGCUAUUUCAGGACAUAUUUCACUUUAAAUGUUCUUAUUCUGUUUUCUAUUGGCAGAUAAUUUAUCUUCUUUUUGAAAAUUAAAGCUUAAUCAAGAAGUUCAUUUAUCUGGCAAUAAAGCAAAAAUGACUUCAAGCUUGAAUGUAGUAAAAAAAAAAAAAAAAAUGCCUAGAAGUAGAUUUCUUUAAUUUAUAGUGUAUUUGGUACAUCAUAUUCUUAUAAUAGGGAAUAUUAGAUACAUUUGAGCAUAUUCAAUAUAUUUUCACCUGCUAAAAUGUAAUAUUUUACAGUGUAUGAUUUUCUCGCUAUCCAUGUUGGCACCUCUGCUUAAGUAUCCAAAGAACAUUGAUGGGUUAAUUUUUCUAAGAGUGAAUGAAUUUCCACUAAUUCCACAUUGUCAACUGUAACAACUGUUCUCUUGAUUCACACACACACACACACACUCACACACACAC